This is a messenger RNA of Dentiscutata erythropus, 699 nucleotides long. Lineage: Eukaryota; Fungi; Glomeromycota; Glomeromycetes; Diversisporales; Gigasporaceae. The record is from the annotation of a GenBank genome assembly.
CUUUGUAAUAAAGAUUGUUGGCAAUAUCGAACUUUUGCACGUUGCACUGAUAUAGAAAAUCCUGAACCAUUUACAUUUAUAUUUGAUAAAACAAAAUUUGAAAAAAAAAUAGAAAAAAGUGAAACAAAAGAAUCUAAUUCAAACAAGUCUAAACAAGACGAUGAUUAUAGUGCUUAUGAUGAAGCUAUCGAAGAGCUCAAAAAAGAAAAAGGAAAAAAUUUAAAUACAGUUUUUAGAAACUAUUCUUCAAGAUAUAUGAAAUACAGUAAAACAAAUAUUAUUGCAAUGUAUAUUUGUAUUAUGGCCAAUGGAUCAAUAGAAAAUCUUUAUAUAAGGCUUAGAGAUUAUAAUUCUUCAAUUAAUAUUGAUGCCUUCAAAAGGCGUGUUCGCUUUAUUAUUAAAUUUGAAGAAGAACCAAUUGAUCCACAUAUUGGAAUAGGUGAUGUCAUACAUAUUUUUGAAAAAGAAAAUAAGCAAGAUUUCAAUAAUCGAAUUUUUGAUAUAGAAUUUAAUAAAAAUACAAUACUGGAACAAGUUAAAGCAGUUACAGUAAAUUUAGGUGUUAAAGGAAAAUUCAGAGCUAUUAAUGAAUUUGAAGUUAAUAUUAUUGACAAUACUCAAGCUACUAUUCAGGAAUAUUUACUCAGUGAAAAUGAUUUAUUUGAAGAUAAUAUUCUUAAUAUUAGUGAAGAUUCAUUA